AACUAAUCAAACGAUUCAUGCAUCUUUCCAUUUUUCUUUCGUACCCAAAACCAAAAACACUGAACCAAAGAAAAGAAACUUUAUUUUGCUUUCUAUGGCGGUGCACACCAACAACCACAACUUCUCUAUUAAUAAUAUCAUAUUUGCUCUCUUUCUCCUUAUUGUCAACCCAAAUUUCUUGCCUUUACAAGUUUGAGAAUUUUGAGUAGCCUACACAGAAGAUUUCCUACAAUGGAGUUAAAAACAGCGUAUGAUAUUGAACAUAUUGGAUCUGCACAAAGAAUUCAGCAUGAGUUUUGGCCACUAAGUCCAAUUGAUUCGAAAAAGGCGAAGUUUCCUUGUUGCUUGGUCUGGACUCCUCUCCCAGUAGUCUCUUGGUUGGCUCCUUUCAUUGGACAUGUUGGCAUUUGCAGAGAAGAUGGAGCUGUUUUAGACUUUUCAGGUUCCAAUUUUGUGAAUGUUGAUAAUUUUGCAUUUGGUUCUGCAGCCAGAUUUCUUCAACUCGACCGAGAACAGUGUUGCUUUCCCCCAAACCUCUCCAGGCACACCUGCAAGCACGGCUUCAGGCACACAGAAUUCGGGAGUUCGAUCACCUGGGACGACGCCCUACAGGCAAGUAUGCGGUACUUUGAGCACAAAAGUUACAACCUUUUCACUUGCAAUUGCCACUCUUUUUUAGCCAACUGUUUGAAUCGGCUCUGUUAUGGCGGAUCGAUGAAUUGGAACAUGAUAAACGUAGCAGCACUGAUACUCUUAAAAGGGAAGUGGGUUGAUGGCUUAUCAAUCAUAAGGUCAUUCUUACCUUUCAUGGUGGUACUAUUCUUUGGUGUUGUCAUGGUUGGCUGGCCAUUCUUGAUAGGACUUUUUUCUUUUUCUUUGCUUCUUCUGGGGUGGUUUCUAUUAGGAACUUUUUGUGUUAAAAGCUUGCUUGAAUGCUAGUGCCUCAGCUGGACAAUUUUUCAAGUUGAAGUGUUCAAUGGAGGUUUGUAUGCUUUGGACCAGAGUUGUAGAUUUUUCUGGUGACAAGCUUUGGUGAUAUCAAACGCAAGUGUAGAUUAAUAAUGAUUUAGAAUGAAAAAAAAAUAUCAUUCAUUUGUGCUAGGUGGGAUAAAAUAAGAACACUGGAAAGUAGUUUGUAAAAAUUGUACUUGAACUAAAAAUAUUUAGAUGAAAUGAGAAUAAAUACAUUUGAAAUA
This is a messenger RNA of Humulus lupulus (European hop), 1196 nucleotides long. RefSeq names its product protein REVERSION-TO-ETHYLENE SENSITIVITY1. Lineage: Eukaryota; Viridiplantae; Streptophyta; Magnoliopsida; Rosales; Cannabaceae. The record is from RefSeq and is a predicted model, not a curated record. Gene Ontology annotation, cellular component: endoplasmic reticulum; Golgi apparatus. The transcript has 3 exons. Gene Ontology annotation, biological process: response to ethylene; regulation of ethylene-activated signaling pathway. Bases 232 to 939 code for a protein of 235 amino acids.